Molecule: messenger RNA, 4413 nt
Organism: Penicillium roqueforti
Lineage: Eukaryota; Fungi; Ascomycota; Eurotiomycetes; Eurotiales; Aspergillaceae
Gene: abcB
Exons: 5
Coding region: 1-4413 (1470 amino acids)
Biological process (GO): transmembrane transport
Cellular component (GO): membrane
Molecular function (GO): ABC-type transporter activity; ATP hydrolysis activity; ATP binding
Source: RefSeq, a predicted model, not a curated record
AUGACAUCUUCCGGCUUUUCAGGGCCUUCGUGCCGCGAUCUAGAUAAUACUUUCCGUAUUGAUGCUGGGUCCUGUCGCGGAGGAUUCGAUUUCUCUCUUUUAUUUGAGGAGACUAUCCUCGAGAUAUUACCUAUUCUAUUAAUGCUAAUUAUUAUUCCUGGCCGUCUGUGGAUUCUCUUGCAAAAACGAAACAAGGUUGUGGGAUCAUGGUUGGUGUUCGUCAAGCUUGCGGCUUGGUUGGCACUGCUGGGUCUUCAAAUUGCACAAACAGCCCUAUGGGCCCUUCCAGCAGCCGACAUUACCAAAGCAUCGGUUGCAGCCAAUGUGCUCCUCACAGUCGGCAUAUUCGCGCUCGUCCUGCUUUCUUAUGCAGAGCACACGCGUUCUGUGCGACCCUCCUUCAUUUUGAAUACCUACCUGUUCUGCAGUUUGCUUUUCGAUAUCGCUCGUUCUAGAACUCUGUGGCUUCGCAGUGUGGACAGCUUCAAUGACAUCCUUGCCAUUCUCGCUACAGUAGCGGUCAGUGUCAAAGCGGUUCUGUUCGUGCUGGAGGCUGUGGAGAAGAAGCACAUUCUCAAAUCGGAAUACGCCAAUUAUCCUCCAGAAGCGACUGCAAGUUUCUAUAACCGUGCUGUGUUCUGGUGGCUGAACCCACUGUUCAAGCUCGGCUACACCGGUGUCCUGCGUGUGGAAGAUCUCUUUUCAUUGGAUAAAGAACUGAGCUCUGAGCGCCUACUGACUCGAUUUGAUGAGAAAUGGAGCAAAGUGACUACUAAGUCGCCAAACACUCUCCAAUGGGAGUCAUUGAAGGCCGUCAAAUGGCCCCUGCUUGCGGGUAUCCCUGCCAGAGCUUGCGUCGUCGCUUUCAACUUCUGUCAGCCUUUGCUCUUGGAGAGAUCGAUCUCUUUCUUCAAUUCACCUGUCAACCAGGGUACCCAAAACAUCGGAUACGGACUUAUUGGCGCCUAUAUCAUGGUUUAUGGUGGACUCGCAAUUUCAAUGGGCCAGUAUCAGCAUCUCACUUAUCGCGGCAUUACCAUGGUCCGUGGUGUUCUUGUCACAAUGCUAUACAAGAAAGCCAGCUGCUUGGGCCUUGGGGAGAUCGACCCCGCCAACUCGCUCACUUUGAUGAGCGCAGACGUCGAGCGCAUCACACAGGGAUGGCAGACCAUCCACGAGAUCUGGGCGAACUCGGUUGAGAUCGCCUUGGCUAUCUACCUUCUCAAAGUUCAACUUGGAGUUUCCUGUGUUGUUCCUGUUUGCGUCGCUGUGUUUGCUUUGCUUGGAUCGUUGGUCGGGAUGUCCUUCGUGGUUGCAGGACAAGCUAAGUGGCUGGAAGCUAUUGAGAAGCGUAUUAAUGCUACUUCCGGGAUGCUUGGAUCAAUCAAGGGAGUCAAGAUGCUUGGCUUGCAAGAUUCCUUCAUGAAGUUUGUUCAUGGUCUUCGCAUCAGCGAGUUGGAUAUCUCCAAGAAGUUCCGUACCCUUCUGGUUAUAAACAUGGGUUUUGCCUGGUUGACCCGGAUUUUUGCCCCCGUCUUCACCUUUGGUGUUUAUGUCGGUACCUCAAGCCAGCCCUUGAGCGUCUCCCGAGCUUUCACAUCUCUGUCUCUGUUCUCGCUUCUGGCAGACCCUCUCUUGACCUUGGUGAUGGCACUUAUGUCUUUCGCCGGUGCCGUUGGCUCUUUCCAGCGUAUUCAACAGUUCUUGGACAAAGAGGACCACGUCGAUCGCAGGAAUAACUCGCAGACUUUGUUCCUCGAUGAUCUCACUGAAAAGCGUGUGCUGUCGAAGGCUAAGGACCUUGAACUUUCUUCCAUCAACUCUGACUCUCUCGAGUCGCUCAAGCGCUCCAGUGCCCCGCCUUCUGGAAACGCCGUCGUUGUCCAGAGUGGAAGCUUUGGAUGGGAAGCGGAUAAGGAUCCAAUUCUCAAGGACAUUACCAUAACCAUCCCUCAAGCCAGCUUCACGGUUCUCAUUGGACCAUCAGGAUGCGGCAAGUCUACUUUGCUCAAAGCUUUCCUCGGAGAAAUCCCCUGUUCCGAAGGGAAGGUUGCACUCGCCUUCCCCAGCGUUGCUUACUGUGAUCAAACGCCGUGGCACAUGAAUGGCACCAUCAAAGAAAGCAUUGUUGCGAUGUCCGACUAUGAUCCUCAAUGGUAUGCGUCCGUGAUUCGGGCUUGCGCUCUGGAAGAAGACCUCUCACAGUUCCCUCGUGGGGACUCUGCUGUUAUCGGAAGCAAAGGUAUUGCCCUCAGUGGAGGUCAAAGCCAACGUAUUGCACUUGCACGAGCAGUCUACGCCCGGAGAAAGAUUAUGAUCCUCGACGAUGCCCUCAGUGGUCUGGACGCUACCACGGAAAAUCACAUAUUCCACAACCUUUUCGGGUCGGGAGGACUUCUGAAAGAGAUUGGAACUACAGUUAUCGUUGCCUCAUCUUCCGUCAAGCGCCUUCCCUACGCCGAUCACAUCAUUGUCUUGGAGGAAGGUGGUCGGGUUUCUGAACAGGGAAGCUUCGCUGCUCUGAACAAGACUGGUGGAUAUGUGUCAAGCUUCGGACUCGGGCUGCCUGAUUGGGAGUACAAGGCUAAGCGAUUUUCCGACACUCCCAGUUACGACAGCAUGGACAGUAUCCAAAAAGAAAAGGAGGCAUUGAUCGAAGAGCCUGAGCACCAUGAUAGGGGUGGCGAUCUCGGAAUCUACACAUACUACAUCGACGCCAUCGGAUGGCUCCCUGCGACUGUCUUCAUGGUCGCAAUGGCCGGUUUUGUGUUCUGCAUUUCAUUCCCUAGCAUCUGGGUAAAAUGGUGGGCUCAGUCCGACACUGCACACCAUAAGCAAGAGAUCGGCCAUUACGUGGGUAUCUAUGUAAUGCUUGGCUGCAUCGCCAUGAUCUCACUACUCGUCGGCUGCUGGCAAAUGAUCAUCACUAUGGUCCCAAAGUCUGGCGAGAGCUUCCACCGCAAGCUGCUGACCACUGUCCUCGCCGCCCCGAUGUUGUUCUUCUCGAGUACCGACAGCGGGUCAAUCCUUAACAGGUUCAGUCAAGACUUACAACUUAUCGAUAUGGAGCUUCCUGUCGCUGCGAUCAAUACUGUUGCUACGUUCUUCCUUUGCCUGGCACAGAUGGCUCUUAUUGGAGUCUCCUCCAAAUACGCAGCCAUCUCCUUCCCGAUCGUGCUUGGUAUCUUGUUCUUCAUUCAGAAGGUGUACCUGCGCACCUCGCGCCAGCUUCGUUACUUGGAUAUCGAGGCCAAGGCUCCGCUGUACUCGCACUUCACCGACUGUCUUCAAGGACUUGUGACUCUACGUGCCUUCGGAUGGGAAUAUGACAUGGAGAAGAAGAAUAUCGCUCUCCUGGAUCACUCCCAAAAGCCCUUUUACUUCAUGUUCGCUAUUCAGCGCUGGCUCACUCUGUCGCUGGACAUGGUUGUGGCGGGAAUUGCUGUUCUUCUGAUCGUGCUGGUCGUCGCUCUGCGUGGAUCAACUCUUAGUGCCGGCUACGUUGGUGUCGCGCUGCUGAACGUUAUCCAGUUCAGUCAGAGCAUCAAGCUUCUGGUUACCUUCUGGACCAACUUGGAGACGCAUAUCGGUUCCAUCCAGCGUAUCAAAGACUUUACGUCAACCGUCGAGUCGGAAGACAGGCCUGGUGAAGACCAGGAUGUGCCCCCUAACUGGCCCUCGAAGGGUGCAGUCGCCUUCCACUCUGUCUCUGCGGCUUACAGACCCUCCGAACCAGUUCUCAACGAUGUUUCUCUUACUAUCCAGGCCGGCGAGAAAGUCGGCAUUUGCGGACGCACUGGAAGUGGAAAAACCUCCAUGAUCAUGAGCAUCUUCCGCAUGAUGGAAUUAACCAGCGGCACUAUCACCAUCGAUGGAGUUGACAUCAGUCGACUCCCCCGACGAGCGAUCCGGUCACUGAUCAACGGCGUCUCACAAGAUUCCCUUCUCUUCCAAGGCAGCGUCCGAUUGAACGCCGAUCCGACCGGCGACCACACCGACCGAGAGAUCUUGGCAGCCCUCAAGAGCGUCCAGCUCCUCCCUGCGAUCCAAGAAAAGGGGACUCUUGACACAGACAUUGACGAGAUCCACCUGUCUCACGGCCAAAAGCAGCUCUUCUGCCUUGCCCGCGCCCUCCUUCGCCCAGGCAACAUCCUCAUUUUGGAUGAAGCCACUAGCAACAUCGACACCAAAACAGAUGAAAUUAUGCAGCGUGUUAUUAGAGAGAAAUUCUGCAACCACACCAUCAUCGCGGUCGCCCACAAGCUUGACACAAUCCUCGACUUCGAUCGCAUCGUCGUCUUGGAGGCUGGUCGCAUCAUUGAGAACGGGGAACCGCAUAUGCUGCUGGCCGACGCCAAGUCGCACUUCAGCAACCUCUAUAUGAGUGUCAUGGCGACCGAGGAAUCAGAUUAA